Liolophura sinensis is the source of this 3456-nucleotide messenger RNA. RefSeq names its product alpha-L-fucosidase-like. Gene Ontology annotation, molecular function: alpha-L-fucosidase activity. The record is from RefSeq and is a predicted model, not a curated record. NCBI's taxonomy places the organism in Eukaryota, Metazoa, Mollusca, Polyplacophora, Chitonida, Chitonidae. Gene Ontology annotation, biological process: fucose metabolic process; glycoside catabolic process. The transcript has 8 exons. Bases 39 to 1430 code for a protein of 463 amino acids. Gene Ontology annotation, cellular component: lysosome.
GCAUGUUUAAAAUAUACUCGAUCAACAGUACAGUUUAAAUGGCUGUCCCCGUAGUACUGCUGCUGUGUUGUGGGCUGGCGUUUGGUCAGGCGGUACGGUACGAGCCUAACUGGGCCUCCCUUGAUCAAAGGCCUCUGCCCGACUGGUACGAUGACGUGAAGUUCGGGAUCUUCCUGCACUGGGGAGUGUUUUCCGUGCCGGGGUACGGUUACCCACCCUCCUUCCCUGGGGCCUGUGAGGCGUGGUUCUGGUGGCUUUGGAAAGGCGCCUUCGUCCCCCAGUAUGAGGAGUUUGUCGCUGAUAACUACCCUUCCGGGUUUUCCUACGCGGAUUUUGCCCCUCUAUUCCGUGCCGAGUUUUUCGAUCCAGCCGAGUGGGCCGAGAUUUUCCAGGCUUCUGGGGCGAGAUAUUUGAUAUUGACUUCCAAGCACCAUGAGGGAUUCACCAACUGGCCGUCUAAAGUCUCCUGGAACUGGAACUCCAUGGAUGUUGGACCUCAACGAGAUUUGGUCGGUGAGCUCGCUGCGGCCAUCAGGAGUAAGACGGACAUCCACUUUGGCCUCUAUCAUUCCCUCUUUGAGUGGUUUCACCCUCUCUACCUACAGGAUAAGGCGAACAACUUCACCACCCAGGAAUUCAUCGCUAGGAAGACUAUGCCGGAACUGUAUGACUUAGUAAAGACGUAUAAGCCUGACUUGAUCUGGUCCGAUGGGGAAUGGGAAGCCUAUGAUACUUACUGGAACUCUACAGAGUUUAUAGCAUGGCUGUACAAUGACAGUCCGGUGCGAGACUACGUGGUAAUUAAUGACAGGUGGGGUAUCGGGGAUAGGUGCAAACAUGGAGGUUAUUACACCUGUGAUGACCGCUACAAUCCAGGUGUCCUACAAAACUAUAAAUGGGAGAAUGCGAUGACACUGGAAAAGGAUGCUUGGGGUUACCGUCGUAAUGCCGUGUUAGACGACUAUCUGACUAUAGAAGAGCUGGUUGCCCUGCUCGCUCAGACCGUCAGUACGGGGGGGAAUAUGGUUCUAAACGUGGGCCCUACUGCCGAUGGUCGGAUUACACCCUUGUUUGAAGAGAGACUGCGCCAGAUGGGGAAAUGGUUGGAAGUGAAUGGGGAAGGGAUAUACAAGACAAAACCAUGGAAAUUCCAAAAUGAUACGGUUAACCCGGACGUGUGGUACACCACCAGUAAGGUGAACUCGUCCGUGUAUGCGAUACUACUGAAGUGGCCCAACACGGACACCCUGUACCUGGAUGCUGUUACAGCCACGUCCAGCACUGUGGUCACUCUGCUUGGCUACCCUGGGCACCUCUCCUGGACCCCAAUCAAUCCCAGGGGACUCAGCAUCAUGAUACCACCUAUACCUAUCAAUAAAAUGCCCUGCGAAUGGGGAUGGGUGUUUAAACUAGAAAACUUAGAGCCCUAGCACAUAUUUUAUUAUCUUACUCUCUGUCUCUCCAUAGGCUGUGUAAAUCGACUUUUCUUCCAAAGGUCUAAAAUCAUUCUGAACAUUUCUGACCUUGUUCUUUCCAAAUUCCGAAUUUGUUCUGACCGUCUCCUGCUUAAAUUCUGCAAUCUUCUGGACCAAAUUGUGACACUAACCUGAUCAAACUGUGAAAGUGUCAACUUAUGACCUUGUCCUGACCAAAUUGUGAAAGUUUCCUGACCAAACUGACCGUGCCCUGAACUAAUUUUGACAUUAUCCUAAUCAAUUUCUGACAUUGCACAGACUAAGUUCUGACAUUUUCAUGACCAAAGUUCUGACACUGACCAGAGAUAACCAAAUUAUCAUCUUGCCCUGACCAAAUUGUGAAGCUGGCCUGACCAAAUUGUGAUCUUGCCCUGACCAAAUUGUGAAGCUGGCCUGACCAAAUUGUGAUCUUGCCCUGACCAAAUUGUGAAGCUGGCCUGACCAAAUUGUGAUCUUGCCCUGCCCAAAUUCUGACGUUGCAAUGACCAAAUUCUGACCUUCUCUUCACCGCAUUCUGAAAUUGCCAUGACCAAAUUUUGUCAAUGACCUGACCAAAUUGUUGUUUUUGUAAUUGUAAUGUAAGAAAGGUAUACCAAAAUAUCAAAGCAGACGUCCUAAGGCGUUGGCCAAUAUUGCUGGCUUAAGGUUGGAUAUCUGUAUGCAUGUUCUCUUUUAUCGAAUGUUGGAGGUAUGCACAUAGAGCAUUCCAACAGUCUGUCCUAAUGGAGGGGUGUUUGGUUGAAGCAUUCUGAGAAAACUGUUAUUCGUCUUACAUGACCCAAAAACUUCAAACCGCCGUUUAACGUAAUGUUAAAAUUGUUGUGGUGGGUUCUACUUUUUACCUCUACUAACUCAAGAUAAAUGCAGACGUCUAUAUCGAUGAAAGGAUGUUAAAAUUGCUUAAAGGGUUUCCGGAUGCAGGCAGUGUUUGAUGCUGGUAAAGGAGCGCGAAUUGCCAGUGGGAUGGAGCCCAGCACCAUUGAAACGUUCCACCGUUCGGUCUACACGCAUUCCCCAACUGUUUGACGGUCAGGUGGUACAUUGUCAGUGGUAUGUAGCCUAUCGCCUGCCAACUGUUAGUCCACAUGUACCCCCGAAUCGGUCGCCGGUGAGGUGAUAGAUUGUCCACGAGAUGUAGUCCAGCAGCGCAGCAGCAGUCCAUCGUUAGGUCUACAAGCAUCCCCCAACUGAUUGGUAGUGAGGUGGUAGAAUGUCCAUGAGAUGUAGUUCAGCGCCGCACCAGCCGUCCAUCGUUAAAUCUACAUGCAUCCCCAAACCGGUUGGUGGUGAGGUGGUAGAUUGUCGAUGGGAUGGAGCCCAGCAGCGCACCAGCAGUCCAUCUUUAAAUCUACAUGCAUCCCCCAACUGAUUGGUAGUGAGGAGGUAGAUUGCCGAUGGGAUGGAGCCCAGCACCGCACCAGCAGUCCAUCGUUAGGUCUUCAUCUCCCCCCCCCCCCCCCCCUCCAACUGAUUGGUGGUGAGGUGGUAGAUUGCCGAUGGGAUGGAGCCCAGCAGCGCACCAGCAGUCUAUCGUUAGGUCUUCAUUCAUCCUCAGUUGGAGGUGAGGAGGUAGAUUGCCGAUGGGAUGGAGCCCAGCAGCCCACCAGCAGUCCACCGUUAGCUCUACAAGCAUCCCUCAACUAUAGUAUGUUUCUUUUAACUUACAUAUUCCGCUAGAUCUGUAAAUUCACACGUACCCGCUAAUAAAAUUGCAUUUCAUUGGUGACGAUGCUUGAGACAAUUGAGCUAGCGAACCCCGUACCCCACGUCUCAGUCAUGACUUGGUCUGUACAGUAGACAGGUGUCAUCCUCAGCUAAUACUGUCGUCAUGACUUUGUCUGUACAGUAGACAGGUGUCAUCCUCAGCUAAUACUGCCGCCAUGACUUGGUCUGUAUAGUAGACAUGUGUCAUGACUUGAUCUGUAUAGUAGACGGGUUUCAUCCUCAGCUAAUACUGCCGUCAUGACUUGGUCUGUAUAGU